UAAUUGGGAGGACAUAGCAAGGUGUAUAUAAGUUUUUGUGUGAGAAACUGACUUGAUUUGUAAACUUUCACUUAAAGCACAAUAAAAAUUUAAAAAGUGGAUGGUUGUCAUAAAGAUACAUGGUAUUCCACUGAGUUAAAUAUACUAUAAUGUAUUUAAGCUGGUUUGGUAUUUUCUUGUAUCUGAGUUCUUUGGGCAAGUCAUAUAACUGUUUUCUCUAGUUAAAUUAGGGUGAUCAUAAUUUGUGAGCCUUUACCAUGUGUCACUGUUCUAAGAAGCACUUCAUAUGUGUUAACCUACGUAAUCUUUCUAACAACUUUAUGAAGUAGGACUAUUAUGUCCCUGUUGUAAAGAUGAGAUCCUGAUGCAUAGAGAGGUUAAAGCAACUCAUUCAAGGUUGCACAGCUAACAAGAGCCAGGAUUUGAAUUCAGGCAGCAUAGCUCCAGCACCCCUUCCCCUCUUAACUGCUGUGCUAUGCCAGUUCUGUAAUGUUGUUUGCUGCUGUUGAGUAAGCCCCCAACUCAUGGUGACCCAGUGCACAACAAAACGAAAUGCCGCCCAGUCUGGCUCCAUCCCCAUGAUGAGGGUUGGACUGUUGUGAUCUAUAAGGUUUUAAUUGGCUGAUUUUUGGAAGCAGAUCGCCCCAGACUUUUCUUCCUAGUGUAUCUUACUCUGGAAGCCCCACUGAAACCUGUUCAGCAUUGUAGCAGCAGGCAGUCCACCACUAACAGACAAGUGGUAAGUGGUGGCUGCACAUGAAGUGCACUGGCCAGGAGUCGAAUCCCAGCCUCUCACAUGGAAGAGACCAUGGCGAGCCCAGGGAAAGACAAUUAUCGAAUGAAGAGCUAUAAGAACAAUGCCUUAAACCCUGAGGAAAUGAGGCGAAGAAGAGAGGAAGAGGGCAUUCAGCUCCGGAAGCAGAAGCGGGAGCAACAACUUUUUAAAAGGAGAAAUGUUGAGCCGAUUAAUGAAGAAGCAGCCAUGUUUGAUAGUCUCCUCAUGGACUCAUAUGUGAGCUCUACCACUGGGGAGGGUGUGAUCACAAGAGAGAUGGUGGAGAUGCUCUUUUCUGAUGAUUCUGACCUGCAGUUAGCAACCACACAGAAAUUCCGGAAACUGCUCUCCAAAGAGCCUAGUCCCCCAAUAGAUGAAGUCAUCAACACUCCAGGAGUGGUGGAUAGGUUUGUGGAGUUUCUGAAGAGGAACGAGAAUUGUACAUUACAGUUUGAAGCUGCCUGGGCUCUAACAAACAUUGCCUCUGGAACCUCUCAGCAGACCAAAAUUGUCAUUGAAGCAGGGGCUGUCCCCAUUUUCAUAGAGCUACUUAACUCAGACUUUGAGGAUGUACAGGAACAGGCAGUCUGGGCACUGGGAAACAUAGCUGGAGACAGCUCCGUUUGCCGAGAUUACGUCUUGAACUGUUCUAUCCUUAAUCCUUUGUUAACACUCCUUACCAAGUCCACACGACUGACAAUGACACGAAAUGCAGUCUGGGCCCUGUCAAACCUGUGCCGGGGAAAGAAUCCACCCCCAGAUUUUCCAAAGGUCUCUCCUUGUUUGCCCGUGCUGUCUCGCCUGCUCUUCAGCAGUGACUCAGACUUGCUGGCGGAUGCUUGCUGGGCCCUCUCUUACCUGUCUGAUGGCCCCAAUGAGAAGAUCCAGGCAGUCAUAGACUCUGGAGUUUGCCGGAGAUUGGUGGAGCUUCUGAUGCACAACGAUUACAAAGUGGCUUCUCCUGCCCUGCGAGCCGUGGGUAACAUUGUCACUGGGGAUGACAUCCAGACCCAGGUGAUUCUUAACUGUUCAGCCCUCCCUUGUCUCCUCCACUUGCUGAGCAGCCCCAAGGAGUCAAUCCGGAAGGAAGCUUGUUGGACCAUUUCAAACAUCACUGCUGGCAACAGAGCUCAAAUACAGGCUGUUAUAGAUGCAAAUAUCUUCCCUGUGUUGAUCGAAAUCCUUCAGAAAGCAGAGUUCCGCACAAGGAAAGAAGCAACGUGGGCCAUCACCAAUGCCACAUCAGGAGGGACCCCUGAGCAGAUCAGGUACCUGGUCUCAUUGGGCUGCAUCAAACCCCUGUGUGACUUGCUGACUGUCAUGGAUUCGAAGAUUGUACAAGUGGCCCUCAAUGGACUAGAGAACAUCUUGCGGCUUGGAGAGCAAGAAGGCAAGCGCAACGGCUCAGGGGUCAAUCCCUACUGUGGCCUCAUCGAGGAAGCUUAUGGCUUAGAUAAAAUUGAGUUUCUCCAGAGCCACGAGAACCAGGAAAUCUACCAGAAGGCCUUUGACCUCAUUGAGCACUACUUUGGCGUAGAAGAUGAUGACAGCAGCCUGGCUCCCCAGGUGGAUGAAACGCAACAGCAGUUCAUCUUCCAGCAGCCUGAGGCCCCCAUGGAGGGCUUCCAGCUAUAAUGUCUGCCUCCGGGGAGGGGAGGGGAUGGGAAGCACCACCAGCCAGCGGAAAAGCAGCCCUCUGGUGGGCGGGAAACCAGCCCCCCCACCAUCAGCUACCACACACCUCUGCUGCCCUGGAGACUGUGCUCUUGACCUGCUCCACCCCCUUCCCUGGAGGGCGCACCCUCUGGACAGACAGAACCAUCUGAGGCUCACAUUUGGGUUUUGUGACAAGAAGGGGACAUGUUGGGUUUUUCUUCCUUACACUAUAUUUUGGCUGCACACAUGUCUUUAACCCAGGAGCCCAGGGGUAGACAAAGGAGGACUGAGGUAAUCAAUUUUGCACCUUUUUUUAUUUUUUUCUUUUGUGGUGACUUCCUUCCCUUUUAUUUUUCUUCAUCCUUCCCAGUCCUCUGCCCUGAUCUCUGUAACUUAUCUUGGGUACUUGAGCAGAUGGAAUAUUCCAGAGGUGGGGGGUGGGAGGGGAGGGGAGAAAUCCAAAACAAAGUGUUCUUGCUCUGACAGAAUAUUAAUCUUGUAUGCUUGGAUUGAGUUAUUUAAUUUUUUUCUUUUGCACAUUUUUCUUGUAUUAAGGUUGCUUUUCUCAAGAGCCAUGAGGUCCUGGUUUUAGGAAUCCUGGCUGUCAGCAUUGUCUGGGACUAGAGGCUGAUGGGGAGGCUACCAUGAGGCAAAUGUCCUUUCUUCCCUCUGACCCCUUGCCCAGACCUCUUUAGUUUGGGAGAUCCCCCUCACUUUCCUGGGACAAAUACUCCAGUGGGAAUGGAGGGGAGGAGCACAGGCCUUCAGACGGGGCUUCCCACGCGUCGCUACUGAUCCCAUGUUUCCUACCCACCUUCCAAAAGGUGCGACCCAACUUCAUUUGUUUACUUGAAAAUUGCCCCCCGGAGUUGAAUGAUCCUCCGAGGUGGCUGUAUUUUCUCCUAAGCACGAGAUGGGAGGCUGUGGUCCUUCCUUUCUCCUGCGGAGAAGAUGGUCCUUGCUCUGGUGACCCUUAAAUUUCAGAGGAAGUUGGAGUGAGAGUGUCAUGUAUUGGGAUAGCCAAGGAUCCCUGCCUUUGGCCUUUCUUCUUCUUCCUCUUCCAUAGUUGGAUCAUGUAUAUUUUACUUCCAAAGGAGAGAAUGUCAAAAAGUUCUGUAUUUUUUUAUAUUCUAUAUAUUAGGUAGGUUAAUUGUAAUUGGUCUCAAGAGGAGGAACUGUCUGUAAUUGUUUUAAGUAGGAUACUGUGAGGAAGACCAAAAAGAGAUGUGGAAGCCCCCACACUCACGGGGCCUGAGCUUGGUCCUUUCCCUCUCUGCUUGGGUUUUGGGCCACCACCUGGGACCAACCCUCAGCUCUGGAACCUUUAUAUAGCAGGACAGCUUCAUCUGAUUGUUCUAGUACCUGAAGGGAGCAAGGAUGCCCCAGGGCCUCGUGAAGUCCUGACUGCUGAGCAUCCUACUUACGUUAGGAAACCCAGAAAGCAGUCUGCCUUCUCAGAUUCAGUCUCCAAGACCCCUGUUCACAUGACUUAUCACACAUGGCUGCCUCUCCUAUCAUCACAGAGACUUGAGCAGCCUAGUACUUUCAUGAGAGCUAUUGGUAUCUUCCUCUUUGGGGUCGUGGUACCUGGUUUGGGUCUUACUCUUCCUUGUGACAACUUGCCUUUUCUUUCUCUUUGGGUAAAGCUAGUGUAGUGCCUCAAUGGCUUCCCUGUGCCUCUGGGUGGAUUACAUAUGAUAAUAAACCCCAGUUGUCAGGGAUCAGGGUGGAGAAAGUUGUCAGCUUAAAUACAGACCAAGUGUGGAGCUGCUGAAGGCACAAUCUGACCCUCCCCGCCCGUCCCACUGUGGUCAGUUAGAGAGAGGCCCUGCUCCAAGCUGACUUUUCUUUCCCCAAACAGUGCCAUUCUUGCCCCCAUGCCUAUAUAUCCCCUUCUGGCUCAGGUGAAACCCAUCCCCCUCUGCUUAUAGGUUUAAAGUUUGGGUGUUCACUGUGGGUCAUUGGUUUUGGAUUUGCCAUCUCCUUCUAGUGUUAAGGUCCAACUCUAGGGCCGUUCUAUGAGCAAGGUAAUUUGGGGCUGGCAAUUAUCACUGGAAAGUUACACCAGCGCUAUUCUGCGCUGGUGAGUCAGAUGCCACUUGUCAACUUGGGAACGAUUACUACCAACCCACAAUUUCCCAGGUAGGCAAGGGACAGGACAAAUUUUCACUUGGCCUGGUGCCUCCAUUACAAAAGAAUUCUCCUAUAUUUCAAAGAAAGGCUUUUUUCCCCAUUGCCCUUAUCCAGAGGAUAGAAGAAAUUUUUCAAUGUCUCUGACGUUAUGGCCAAAUUCUUAGUGUGAGACCUACACAUCCUGCUUUCCUAACUGUUCUUCCAAAGUCCACUUCGGCUUUAGAUCUGAGCUUUGUACCAGAUGGAAGACUUUUUUGGUCAUCUAGCUGGUGCUUGAAGCCAUUUUUCUCCAAGUACUUCAAAGGCUGAAGUGUCCCUGGAGGUACAACGUGAAGACACAUUUCUUGUCAGAGGAAAGUGGCCUCUAGGAGCUCUCCUUUGUAGUGUCAUUCCCAGACCAUGUUUUCCAAUUCUUUCUCCAAAAACCCCUUCAGUCAACAGAUGAAGUUCUUCCAGCAAGCAUACACAGGUCUUCUGUGUUUCCUCCUCUCCUUUAGCCAUCUUUGGAAGCAAAAAAUUACUUCUUCAUCCCAGGCUUGACAGCCAUCUUGUGGUCAGCCCCUAUCUGGACCCCAGUAACCUCUUAGUGAGGUCAGUGGCUUUCUGGUAGAUUUUUGAAUGGUUGUUGCAGGGAUGGAGAGGCUUCCCAGCCUACUAAUAACUGAGGAGCCUAGACAUGUUGGAAUCCUCCUGUGUUGGCACAUGGCUGGUAUGUCCCUGUUAAGAUCUCUGGUUGUAGAUUUACAGAAGUGAGGGUGGAGGAAUCUAGAUGUGGAUUAAGGGGACAGGGGGCUUUUUUCUUAGCUAAAAUGUUCAAAUAUUAUUUUGAAUUGUGCCAGCUAUUUAUUGCCAGCCCCUCUGGGCCCUCUCCACUCCCAGAUCAGCUCACUAGUACUAAAAGGGUCUUUGGUCUUCAGCUCCCAGCUACUCCCUGUGACUGCCUUCUAGUAGAACCACAUGGGUUUUAUUCUCAACUGACCAGCCUAGUUAAUUUGGGGCAGUGGGCACAAAUGACCUUCCCAAGGAGCAGGUGUUGAUGACCCCAGCUUUCAGGGGCCCUUGGUGUUCCCCCUUACUAGAACCCUUAGAUCUGUUCUUUGCACCUUCUUUGUUUCUUCCAGGAACCCUAUUUUCUGGAGCUGAACUACACAAAUCUGUAGCUGCAAUUAUACUUAGUCAAGGAAGAGGGAAAGAAGGCUCUCAGCACAGACCUUCUAUUUCACUAAAGCCAAACCAGUUUAAAAUUAAAACCAUCUAGCAGAAUGAACUGGAUUUCCAUAUUCUCCUUUUUGCCUUCCUUCCCCCUGCACCCUAGAGCUAUCCGUGUUCUAGCUAACUAGAAGGGAAGGAGAUGAAAGCCUAGCAAUAAUUCCUUCCUCAACCCAGGUCCCUCUUUGAAGGCAACCCUCAUUUCCUCAGGCCUCCUCUCCUCCCCUAGACUCACUCAUCAUCUUAGGCAUUCCUCCAUGGAGUCAUCUUAUGGGCUCAGAUUCUAGAUUCUCCUAUUUUCCAGGUCCCUGCAGGCACUGCAGGGUCAUAAGGAGAACAGCCCAGCUGGGGGCCAGCCUAAUGUCAGAGACAUUGCUUUAGGUGUACAAAGUAGUUCCUUAAAAAAUUGCUUCUAUCCUCUGUACAAGGGCAAUGGAGGAAAAAAGCCUUUCUUUGAAUGUGCCUGCCUGCUGGCCUCCCUGGCAGCCUGGGGGAGGGUUACAAGGCUCAGGAUGCUGAACCAUAGGAAAGAAAUGUUCAUAACCAGUGGCAAUAUGUUCCAGGCCAGGACUACUCCAGGAGUGCACGAGUGUGGGAAUGAAACUGCUCAGAGUAGUUUUCUUCCACAGCUGUUUUAGGAUUGCACAUUCUAGACCAACCUUAUCCAGUAUUUUUUCUGUGUCUUAGCUUUUAGAUUCUUUUGUUAAGCCCCCAAGCGAGAAUUGGCCCUACAGGGAUCCAUGUGGCAGACACUAGAUGCUCUUUGGCCAAGGCCUUGGUAAUGACUCAGUCAUCCCAUUGCCUAUCCCUUAGCCCUACCCCAGAUAAGACCAUGGCAGGGGAGGAAACUGAAGUCAAGACUAACCAACUUUAUGUAUUAAAGCUGUUAUUUUUCCUCUGAGGGCAUUUUGCAUUAGAUCUGGGCUAUGUGCAGAACCAAAACUGGCUUUGAGAGUUACUGACUUAAAUUUGGGGCCCAGACACUCUGGGAGAGAGGUUUGCAUAGUAUGCUAUAAAGGUUUUGGGCCUACCUGGCUACUUCUGGGCCAGCCUGACUUCUUAUGUCCACAUUAGCACUACCUGAACCCCUCUGUUGAAAGCUAGCCCUACUCCCCUAAGCGGGUCAGAUUUUCAGCCCCUGGGCUUAGGGAGAGAAAACUGUCUGCAUGCUCUGGGGCAGUAAAGGAAGGCAUACCUAAGAGGCCCUGAGACUGACUAGGAACCUCUGCCUCAGAGGAUGUCCUUAGCAUCCUCAGGCCCUGGAGUUGGGUAUUGGCUUCUUUAUCCAGCUUUUGUGGAAACUGCCUUUGAUUUUAUCACUAGAGAAGGAAAAGGAGGUAUAGGACCCCAACCAUCCAGCAAAGCAGAUGUCCCCCAAAACAGGUUGGUUCCCAGCUACAGACCCUAGGAAGGUGAAUCCAGCCCUUCUCCUUCUUACUGGUAUUUCUUUCCUAAUUCAUUUGUUUUUAUUUUUCCAAGAACCAUAAACUCUCUGGCUAUUUUCCAUGUUCUCAGGGCCCCUGGGUAGACAGACACAGCUUGAUGAUUUUAGAGCAGACAUAGGCCAAGAAACCAUGGCAUUGAGUGUGCUGAGUCCAGACAAAUGAUAUUUAUAUACACAUCCAAAUUUGAAGAGAAAUGUAUUUCUUUAGGUUUCAAACACUGUAAUAAUAGAUAUAAAGCAAAAAAUAAAAAUCUGUUGCAAAGUUCUAAA
Molecule: messenger RNA, 7487 nt
Organism: Loxodonta africana (African savanna elephant)
Lineage: Eukaryota; Metazoa; Chordata; Mammalia; Proboscidea; Elephantidae
Gene: KPNA6
Product: karyopherin subunit alpha 6
Exons: 14
Coding region: 797-2410 (537 amino acids)
Biological process (GO): NLS-bearing protein import into nucleus
Cellular component (GO): cytoplasm; nucleus; nucleoplasm
Molecular function (GO): nuclear import signal receptor activity; protein binding
Source: RefSeq, a predicted model, not a curated record